Messenger RNA from Cucurbitaria berberidis CBS 394.84, 2412 nucleotides. RefSeq lists its product as uncharacterized. Bases 256 to 2145 code for a protein of 629 amino acids. The record is from RefSeq and is a predicted model, not a curated record. The transcript is spliced from 2 exons. Lineage: Eukaryota; Fungi; Ascomycota; Dothideomycetes; Pleosporales; Cucurbitariaceae.
GUCUGGAUGUAAGACACGGCAGAUGUUCAGGAAGGGCGUGGGGUGCAUGAUAUCGACUUUGUUUGAGACAGCUUGACAAGACAUUGCCGCAGUUUCCUGAGAGCAGAAGGAAGAUGAAGGCAUAUAAGGCGAGUGUACCCGCCAGAAUCUCAUCAUUACCAAACUCUGGAAAGCUCUUUGCCUCGUUACAUCUACAUUGUAACGGACGACUCUUGUCAAUACUUAAAGCACUCUUUGAACUUACACUACCCAUCCAUGUCUUUUCACACUUUGCGGCGCGAGCCAUACGCACUCUACGGAGUAUGGUUUCGUUUGGCAGAAGUAGAUCGUGCCACUUUAGUGUCACGUCCACAGCUACAUGAGUGGCUACUCGAGACUAUCCAUAACGAAGGCUCCGAUUUUACGAAGGUCAGCGCGACUGACUUGACGGGUUGUUGCCUCAAAUUCGCGGCAAAAACCGAAGCCGAAUCUCGCCUGUUGAAGACUGCCUUCGACGAAAAGAUCCCUACAGCUCUCGGGUUCCAAUCACUGCAAACGAAAUUCCAAGGACUUAUCCAAGGGGAUUAUAUCUUCAAGGUGUGCUCAUACACCCGAAAGGACAGCCGCACAGGCAAGUUGAAGAGUGUGGGAACCGUCAAGAGGGAAGCCCGUCGACAUAUCGAGCGAGCCCUACGCUUGAACAUCCCGAAAGUACACUGGUACAGUCCCAAUCGAAUCGUGUUCACCGUCCCCAGCCUGGAAAUUGCCAAUCGCCUAUACGAGAUGACGGACGGGUUCAAGCGACAUAUCCAGCUUGGUGGUCGAAUUUGUCAAAUCACGCCCUGGCUACACAAGUGUGAGCGACGUCAGUGUUACAACUGUCAGCGAUUCGAUCACAUUGCUCCGGAUUGUGAGCACCAGCCAGGUUGCUCGAAGUGUACUGAGUCACAUCCGACGCGAGACUGCACUGUCGACCGUGAAGAUUUCAGUUGUAUCAACUGUGAACGACUCGAGCAGGAAUCGCCUGGUCAGAUAACCUGGAACACCAAUCAUGCAGCGACUGAUCUCAAUGACUGCAACCAUCCUGAAGCUGUCCAGGAGAACGCACGGCGACAUUCAAUCCGGAAUGACGUAAUACACUUGGAGAGGGAGCCCGCUUGGAGGCUUUUGCUUCCUUUACCACGACAGCCAAAACCAAGAGGCCGAAAGAAGCAACAGGCGGCAGCAAACGUUGCUCCCGUUGCUCCUCCGCUCUCGAGAGUAUUCUCACCAUCCCAAGACGUCGAGCAGGAUGGAGGAGAACCCAUUAUGAGCACCGAAAAUGAAGCGCAGUAUCCAGUGCUGUCGCGAGUUUCCAUCCGUGAAUCCUUCUCUUGUGAUCAAGAAACUCCUUCACCGGCAGUUCCAGUUGAAUUUCAAGACAGUAUCCGCAGGAGGAUUUUGUCACCGGAAACUGUUGUGGACACUACCGCAUUCGCUGAGCCUUCCCGGUCUUUGAGGCGAACAUUUGCCUAUACAAGCGACUCUAAUUCACUGUCCGGUUCCGACGAGGGAAGAGACGUGUACAACGUGUCGCGUCCCGAGGAGGUAGAAGAGACAGCCGCUGCGCUCCCGUUCGAUUACAGGAGUCCGGGGACGGGCGAUGCUGAGACAUGGCUAGCGUCGACCAGCUUCGGACGUUCUGAAACAGACACUUGCAGUACACGCUCCUUGCAGGCCAUCGCUGAGAGGGCACUGGACCUUUACCCAGACAAUGUGUGGUCGUCUUCGGGUUCUCCGCAUCUUAGCGACUCUGAAGCUAUGCUCGCAGUCCCCGUGCCACCUAGCAACCCUGUACAUCGGCCGAGGGGUAUCUCGAUGAGUACUUCUCGCGCCACUCUGAGCCCUGUCCCAACGGAGCUUUCAGCGCGUUCGAUGUCGAGCAAGUCACAGAAGGGGAGAUCGACGGACGGCCAAGGUCGCCAUGAUCAUGUUAGCAGGACAGCGGGGAUGGAGGAGGUCCGGAAAGGUAGGAAUAGGAAGGUAUCCAGCGACGAGUAUUUUCCGCGUUUCGACGAAACAGAACGUGUAGUGCAUGGGGAUCACUCGUACGGGUUGAGGCCAACCCGUCGAGUGUCAGCAGCCGCAAAACGAUUUAUCAGGCAGCAGACUCGACGCGUUGCUUGACAGGAUAAGCGAUAGAUAGAUCUUCCGGUUUAGGAUAUAGCGGGAAAUAAAAUUUUGUUUGGUAAUCGUUUCCGUGCUGUGAUAGAGGGCUACCCCCUUAAGGAGACCACUGUGCUCUGCAGUAUUUGAUGAUUCACUGCCAGUACCGUUCAUUGUUGCAACACCGCUCCUAUGACUUGAGGAUAGCUCUGGGCGAGGCUCGCAACUCCCCUUCUCCCUGGUUAGUCGAUAACCUCUCCCGCACGCUUUUCGGUAUUUGAUGGUGGC